UGAGGCUGUUCCAAAAUGUUCUAGAUAAUUCCAUGGAAUUUUUGCGAUCAAAACAAAUGAUAUAAAAGGAACGGCAAGAGCAGAUCAAUUCAAAUCAAAGAUAUUCAUCAGAUGGAUAGAAACUGAGACGAAUAAGACAAAUUUUACGCACAUGUUGAUGUUUGACGCUGAUCAGAGCAUGGGCUACGAUUUUGAUCCUCGAUCUUUCAUGAGCUGGGGCUAUCCGGUGUUUGGCAACGAAUGGAUUCGAAACGAUCCAAGGAGGCAGCCAAGAAUGCGAAGGGCGAACGAUUUUUUUGGUCAAGAUGAUGACUGCCACUGCCGUCAGUGUUCUAGAGAGCGCAAAGACCUAAGAACAGACGGGUUCAAACCCAGACUACAACGUGAUAUGAGCUCUGGCAAGAGUUAUUGGGAAAUACCUAUUCAAAAAGGAGAUGAUGAAAUACAAGCGAGCGAGACAUUGCAAGGAAAGGCUAAAGAUGACAAAGCAAGUUUGCCAACGAAGCCAAAAGCAAAGGCGACAAAAGAAGUUUUACAGAAGACAAGAACACGACCAGACAAUGUAAAUACACCAUUUGAUGAGCCUUCCAGCGAUCAAGAAGAAACAGACUCAGUUGAUGCUUUUGUAGCCUGCAAAGAUACAGAUAUUGAAGUUAAGGAAAACGUUAAAGGAUUAAAAAAGCAAGUACAGAGUGACAAAAACCACUGCACUCUACAAUUAGAGCAGUCUUCAACAGAACCUGAAGUAAUUUCAGAUUCUAAGGCAACCAAACUUCAGUUUAUAAAAGAUAUUGGGGAAACAGUAGCAGAACUAUCAACAAGAAUUGAUUCAUUUCAGGGAGCAAAGGGGUCAAAGGAUUACCUUUAUCUUGAAGAAAUGCUAAUGAAAUCCUUGUUGAGGCUAGAUGAAAUAUUAACUGAUGGUGAUGAGGAAGUACGAAUAAGUAGGAGACAAAUGGCACAGGAUUUAAAUGCAAAGUUAAUGCUGCUAGAAAGAAAAUACAAUGAUCCUGCAAAUAACAACUGUAUAGAAACAGAAUCAAGUGAAACAAGCAGCAUUUCUAUCUGUUCACCUGACCAACCUGAAGUUGACAGUCACCAAAUGGACAUAGAUGUGAAUCAAAUGCCUGAAAAAGCAGAGAAGCAGAGUACUAAUUCACAAUGUCAAAGUUUUCCAGAAGAGCAAGCUGAUAUAUCAGAAAAGGCAAACUGCGUGGACAUUCAAGCAUGUGUGGCAGAAUCUGAAAUUGAAAGGACUUAGCUCAAAGUACAUUUGACCCUUAGAAAUGUGAGAAUGGUUUAUAAGUAUUGUUGAAAAUUACAAAUAACUUAGUAGAUAAGCAGUAGAUUAGUAGAGGUAACUUAGUAUUGAGUCACUUUGAUAUUUAUUGGAUAGAUAUUUUUUGCAAUGAAGUCAAUUGUUGGUUUAUGUACUAAAUUGGUUUCUCUUGCUUUUCUAGUGCAGAUAGCUUCUUGCUAUCCCAGGUUCCUUAAUAUACAUUUCAAAAUAAUGCUAUUUAUGUAAGAUUUGGUGUAUUUGAGGGUGUGAAACCAGCUAUAAUUUUGGUCACUAAAGCAAGGAGUUUGAGAAUCUAAGACAAAAUACUUUCAGGGUAACAGUUUUUGCAUUAUACCAAGAUAUAUGUUACAACAGUGUGGGAGAACUCAAAGCAUCACAAAAUUUAGACAGUCAUCUCAGUAUUAUUGUAAAAGUUGAAGCCUAGAUUCAGAGGUCUAUCAGCAGAGGCCAGAUUCAACAGUAUUUCAUGUUUUUGAAGCCCAAUUUUUCCGGAAAAAUUGCUGAUUUGGGGGAAGGGUGUGAAGCCCCCUUUAUUUUCCCCAAAGCCCUGGUCAUCGCACUGCUUGAAAAUAUUUUGGAGGCUAAGAAAAUUGUAGGCAGCUACCAAACUUUUUAUAACCUAGUCUUGAAAAGCCAUAACUUCUUUGGCCAUCAGAUAUCAGGAAAGUUGCAAAUAUAACAAGUUGCGGACAAAACAGAUUUCGGAAAAUCAUAGUUUUGACGAAGUUUUCUCCAAAAAUUUGAUCUCUCAACUUAUUUUGAUAUAAAUUUAUUUCGUCUUUUUAUGAUUGAAAUUUGAAUUUAUAAAUAGUCACGAUAGUAUGCAUGGUUCUUUCAUUUCCAGGUUACAAAAAGUUUCUAUAGCUUUCUCUGCCUGUGCAGGAUUAUUGCAAGGGGGCUUACGAUAUGGUUGUGACGCCAUUGGGGUAGGGACUGUAGUAACAAAACAUUGGACAGGUUCUUACGUUGUUAUAUUCUUUGGCUAGUCGAGCCUUGAUGUUCUUAUAAAUCUUCUUUUAUAAAGAACGAACGCUUUUCAAUGACUUUGGAUAGUGGCUGAAUAUUUUUUCUCGAAACCUUUCAUCUUAAACAUGUCUUAAAAUUCAGUUCCAAAAACUUUAAGAAAAGCAGAGUUAACUAAGUUAACGAUGUUGAGUUCAGAUCACACAUGCUUUGCUCGUAGCUUGAUAAGGGAAAAUAUGAGAGCAAAUAUGAGAGAAAAUAUAAGCUUGAAUCGGAAAUUAGCCAAUAACGGAUGAGCAAAAAGCAUUUUUCUCCGAAGAUUUAUUAGUCCGAAAUCUCUAAAAUAAUCUAAAAUAUUUUUGCCUAAGUUACUGCCCAAAAGUUUUCGUCUUAAGUGCAGAGGGCAGAAUCUUCAGAAUGCUAACCUAAAAAAAACGUUGCACAGCUGUCAAUAUAUUUUUUGGCCCCUAUUCAAGUUCAUGUUUUGGUGUUAAAUACUAGGUUUGGUGGCAAUACAUUAAAACAAUUCGCCGGCGUCAAUUAGAACUGGCGUUAAAAGGGCCGACAGGAGCAUUUGUGUUUGCACGAGAGAAUUGUCAAAAGUCGGCCUGUUUCUCGAUCCGAAUUCAUAAAACAGUUCAAACAACUGACAAGAAUUGUUCACGACAACAGAAAUUUAUUGAUGCCAUGCUUGCCUGUAAAAAUUUUCAUCUUAUUCCGUUAAGAUGGCGCUGUUA
Rhopilema esculentum is the source of this 3000-nucleotide messenger RNA. RefSeq lists its product as uncharacterized. Gene Ontology annotation, molecular function: protein-folding chaperone binding. The record is from RefSeq and is a predicted model, not a curated record. NCBI's taxonomy places the organism in Eukaryota, Metazoa, Cnidaria, Scyphozoa, Rhizostomeae, Rhizostomatidae.